This is a messenger RNA of Haliotis rubra (blacklip abalone), 2490 nucleotides long. Its product is annotated as leukocyte elastase inhibitor-like. Gene Ontology annotation, biological process: negative regulation of endopeptidase activity. Gene Ontology annotation, molecular function: serine-type endopeptidase inhibitor activity. The coding region runs from base 625 to 1902 and encodes 425 amino acids. The transcript has a single exon. The record is from RefSeq and is a predicted model, not a curated record. NCBI's taxonomy places the organism in Eukaryota, Metazoa, Mollusca, Gastropoda, Lepetellida, Haliotidae.
GGAAAUCCCCCAUCCCUUGGUUCUGACAGUGAAUUUGGGGGAUGGAUAUGUCACAAAUGGGAAGCUAAAAGCAAAAUAGAUUUUAGUACCAUGAGGAUAUAUGUUUGUGUAAAAGGUUUUAGCUGAGUCUACUUUCAUAGCUCAGCUAUUUUAUUUUGUUUUCUACAAAAACAGAAUGAUAAGGAUUUUCUACUGUUGCUUCUCCUUUUCCGUACUCUUGAUCCAUCUUAACUGAUUGUGAGUGCUACCAAACAAUACCCAGCACCACUAACAUGCCCAGGUAUAGUCAUGUUCUUAUCUAUGUCUAAGAAAUGGGAAAAAAAGGAAACAAAAAUGACAUGUAACUGCCCAAUUAUUAGUAAGCAUGCCUUUGAAAACCUGCAGUGUCUUAACUGAAUUAUCAAUCGUAGAUUUGGUUCAUACCUCUCUAUCAUCUCUUUCUGUAUGAUUUUGCUCAAAUACUCCCCAUUUUCCCCUUCCAGUUCCUAAACAUCCUGAAGAAUCAUCUUUACUGAGAAGAUCUGUCACAGUAUGGACUUCAGCUUUGCUUGUUAGGCCUUGAUCCUUUGCUGUCCAAUUCUGCUUCAAAUGAACUGACAUUCAUCUGUAAAAGAACUGAAGAAUAUGUUGAUCAGACAAUUGUUGUCUUUUCAAGUUACCAGAACAUUACUUGUCUUGUGUGAUUUCUUCUACAGAACCAUGGCUGGAAGUGGAACUGGACUGAAGACCCCAGACCUGGUGAAGAAGGUCGCUUCUGCCAAUUCCCAGUUUGGUCUGGACCUGUACAAGAAAGUCGCCUUAGACCUGAAGGACUCCAAUGUGUUUCUGUCUCCCUUCAGCAUCUCGGCAGCUCUGGCCAUGACCCAGCUGGGAGCUCGAGGUGACACAGCAGCUCAGAUGAACCAGGUCCUGAAGUGGACUGACAUCCAGGACUCCGUACAUCCAGGGUUUGAAGACUAUCUGCGUCUUCUGAAAACACACAGGGAGACUACGAUACUUACAACAGCCAACCGCUUGUUUGUGAAUGAUAAGGCCAAGAUUCUGGAUGAAUUUCUACAGAAGACAGAGAAGCAUUAUGGUGCUCAGGCUGUUCUGUCUGACUUUGUGGGCAAUGGAGCUGGAGAGGCGGAGAAGAUCAACCAAUGGGUGGAAUCGGAGACCAACAGCAAGAUAAAGGAUCUGAUCACAGGUGGAAUCGAUCCACUGACAGCUAUGAUCCUUGUUAAUGCCAUAUACUUCAAAGGCAACUGGGCAGAGAAAUUCGAUCCGACAAGGACAGAGAAGGGCACAUUUAAGGUGAAGCCUGGAGAGACCGUACAAGUUGAUAUGAUGCGGAUGAAGAAGAAGUUCAAGUUUGGCCUAAAUGAUGAACUGAACUGUUCUGUGUUGGAACUGCCUUAUGUAAAGGAGGACCUUAGCAUGUUCUUCUUGUUGCCUGACAAAGAUGAUGGUUUGGGAGAACUGGAAAGCAAACUGAAUCAUGAAUCUUUGACGGAAGCCUUAAAACGUGUUCACAAAACUACUGUUGACAUCUCUAUGCCCAGAUUUGUGCUGGAAUCAAGCUUUGAGCUGAAUGAAGUCCUGAAGUCGCUGGGAAUGUCUGAUGCUUUUGAUGAGCAGAAAGCCGAUCUGUCCGGAAUUGAUGGAACCCGGCUCCUGUACAUCUCCCAGGUGGUCCACAAGGCCUUCCUGGAAGUGAACGAGGAGGGAAGUGAAGCUGCUGCAGCCACAGCAGUUAGGAUCAUGACAAGAUCGCUCCCUAUAAUUGAGCCUUUCAAGGCAGAUCAUCCCUUCCUGUUCCUCAUCCGUGACAACCGAGCCGAUGUUGUGCUCUUCAUGGGCAGACUUGUUCGUCCUCCCACAGCAGGCUCAGCUGGUGUUUCACAGAAAACUGAACUGUAGAGCUGUUGAUAUGAUUCUGUUUCAGAGCAAUGUUACUGUUAUUGUGACCAUCUCCAUCAAUUAAAUGCAUUAUAUUAUGAUAUUUAAUAGCAGUACGUUGUUUGAUUGAAAGUAUCCAUAAACUUCUCUCAGUUACCAAAGUAGACUAGUUUAUUUUCUAUUUUUUAGUGGUUCUGUUUUAACCUUAGUAUAGAUUGAUCUGCCUUUGAUUUCACAAAUGUGGGACAAUAAUGGCCCCUUGUUCCAUGCUUUAGUAUUGUUUAUAAAAGAAAUCCACUUUUUCACUGCAUUUUUCACAUUCAUGGAAACAUGAACAAUCCUUAGGACUUUUAAACUCAUGUCCUGAAUAUUUUUAGAUAUUAACUUUCCAUUAAAUGUUUUCACAGUGGCUGACCGUUACAGAUUUGCUUCGGCUUUAUGUGUCUAUGGUGGUUAUACAGUAUAUUCUCAAGGUUAAAUAUAUUCUAAAUAUGUUCUGAAAAAUUGACGUGUGUAGAGAUGGCACAUAUUUUCAUAUAAUGCAUAAAAUAAGACUGUCAUAAAACAUGUAUUGCUUUAAUCAUGUCAAUAAAUAGCUGUGAUACACUA